This is a messenger RNA of Exophiala aquamarina CBS 119918, 2025 nucleotides long. RefSeq lists its product as uncharacterized. NCBI's taxonomy places the organism in Eukaryota, Fungi, Ascomycota, Eurotiomycetes, Chaetothyriales, Herpotrichiellaceae. The record is from RefSeq and is a predicted model, not a curated record. The transcript has a single exon. The coding region runs from base 1 to 2025 and encodes 674 amino acids.
AUGGAGAAAUCAAGCCGAGUCAAUGACUCGGUCAUCGAACUGACACAAGCAUCAGGCUCAGAGCACUCCAACCGAUCGUUCAAUGCGGCCGCGAGCACCGAGCAUCUUCCAACGCCAACAUGGCCACAAGAACCAGUUCCCCUGGUCCCUGACAGGAAAGUGUCCAUUCUCAUGGCCAUAUUUGAUGCGUCCUUGUUACUUGUGCCCUUUGUUUUAUUCACCAAGAUCGGCCUAGUGAUUGGAGCAUGGUACAUCGACCGAGGUCACCGUGGAAGUGGUGUCGACCUUGUCAGCAAGUUGACUCUUUUCUUGCUAGAAUUCAAUGGUCAGAUGGUUACAGCGUUCACCAUCAUCUUUGUCACUAUUAUGUCGACCCUCGUACGCAGGUACGCACUCUGGAAGGCACAAGAAGGCGCAUACGUCUCAGAGCUCGAACAGCUCCAAGGAAGCAUUAGCUUGCCCAGCACAUUCAAGCUCAUUAUCUCCCUACGUGCUUUCACACUUACCAGCGUCGCCCUGGUUUCCGUCUGGUCUUUCUACUACUUGGGGAGUCAGGCGUGUAAGCGAGAGUUUCAAAAGGUCUCUUCAGCCAACUUCCAUACAAUGGCCGGUUAUACUGGAGGCCCAGAUUAUGUAUCAGGUUUUAGCCCUGCCUUCGUCGACCAGGAGGACAGCCCACUUUUCCGUAUUGAAUAUGUCAAUUCUGAUUUCAAUUACGCCCAGGCAUGGGGUACUCCCACUGGUGAUCAAUCAUCCCGAUAUGGCACCGAUUCAGCCGGCUCUGCACUACUUCCGGACCUGAAUGCCAUUCUUCGAACAGGAUACCGCACCGAUCCCAAUAGCUACGACACCCACAUUCCGAAGGCGGAUCGACACGGCUGGGUGGACGUUUCUCGACAAUCACUGCUGUAUGAUGGGCAAUUCUAUUCAUCCUUUGUCGGAAACUUGGUGUACUUUCGGAAGCGUAACAUUGGUGGCAGUGGCAAUCAUGCCUUUCAAACCAAUGGAUUUCUUGGGGACUAUACCAUGCAGACAAGCUAUCUCGAUGUUGGCUGCGAUGUACCAACCAUUCUACCUUUCGAAUCCUUUCCCAACGGCACAUAUCUCAAACAAUCGAUCAGUCUGAACAUGACCGAACUACGAGAUGAUGCCCCUCGGGACAUGAAUUCUCAACCUUUGCGAGAAUUCGAACUUUGGCUCCGCUGGCCCGUCGUCGAUUAUAAUCAGAUCCCUACCCCCGGAAGCUCGCGACAGAUAUGCAAUAUCUCAACCGUGAAUGUGGAGAUCAAGAUCCACUGUCAAGACCAAGGUUGCUACCCACGACAGAUGCGUUAUGCAAACCAUACCAGCCGUCAGAAUGCCACUUCCUACAGUACUCCUUUCGAUGAUGAUGUCUUCGCAGGCAACUUCUUCACAAACAUUUUGCUAGCAAAUGGCGUACAGACAGACUUGAUACAGCCCACUACUAUCGGCUGGAACAUAGGUUCAGGACUUCAGGCUUCACUGGGCUCCACGACCUACAGCACUCCCUACGACGCUGAUGAAGCCAACCUCUUCAACACAACCAUCACCCGCUACUUCAACAGCUACUACAUGGUCAGCCAGCAGGAAACAGGAGUGAACCCCAUCUACGGCGGAGCCGGAUUUCUCGAGGUUUCGGUAGACGGCGCCUUUUACGAUCCCCAUUACGCCGUUUCCUGGCCCUGGAUCGCCGUCGACAUUGUCUCGUGUCUCAUUCUUUUCGUCGCAUCCGUCAUCGCAUGCUCUCUGCGCGUAAAGACUCUCGCGCCAGAUAUCUUCGGCUAUGUCUCGAGUCUGACGAGAGACAACCAAUACCUCCAGGUGCCAGACAACGGCACUACACUAAGCGGCAUUCAGCGGGCGAGGUUGCUCAAGGGCGUUAAAGUCAAGAUCGGUGAUGUCUCGGCGCCUCAUGAGCAGGUUGGCAGAGUCGGUCUCGCUCAGGUUGGCUCUGGCGUGCCUGUUCAGGUAGCUAAUUUGCAGCCGACGACGACGUACCUUUGA